UGAAGUUUGUUGCAAAUUUAAUGCGUUUGUUUAGGUCGAAGUCUGGUGAAAAAACAAGUUUCAAAUCGCCCCUCGUGCAUCAGGUUCCACAGCGCCCGGCCGUGUGCAGAGGAGCGGCUCGGGUUUCCUCCGGUCUCCUCUGCGGGCAACAUAUAUACACCACGAGACCGCAGACAGGAGCAGGCAGGAGCAGACAGGAGCAUGUCCCGGUGCCUGUACGAGAGUCUGAGGGCUGUGGGGCUGCAGCAUCACUAUGACAGACGAUCAGGGGAGCCUCGGAUCUGGGUGUGCGUGAGGAAGCGACCCCUGACCCCUGCGGAGGAGAGGAGACAGGAGACAGACGCGGUGACCUCUGCUGGUCAGAGCUGUGUGGUGCACGAGAGCAGAGCGGCCGUGGACCUGACACACUACGAGCUGCAGCACAAGUUUUACUUUGACCACGUGUUUGGAGAGGACUGCUCUAACGAGGAGGUGUACCAGAGGACGGCCUGCCCGCUGGUCCAGCACAUGCUCCGGGGGGGCAGUGCCACCUGUUUCGCGUACGGGCAGACGGGAGCGGGGAAGACCCACACCAUGCUGGGCUCCUCUCUGGGCGGGUCGGGUGAUCAGGGCGGGUCAGGCAGCGGGUCUGGCAGGUGGGGCUUUGGAGGGGAGCCGGGCCUGUACGCUCUGGCCGCUCAGGACCUCUUCUCUCACCUCUCCUCCUCCCCCGCCCUCGCCCACCUCAGUGUUUUUGUCAGUUUCUUUGAGAUCUACUGUGGACAGCUGUACGACCUGCUGGACCACAGGAAGAGGCUGUUUGCACGAGAGGACGGCCAGAGGAACGUGCACAUCACGGGGCUGUGUCACAGGAGGGUGGAGUCAGUCCAGACUCUGCUGCAGGUGAUCUCUCGGGGCUCAGAGGAACGCUCUCAGGGCUGCAGCGGAGUCAACCCACUGUCGUCUCGCUCUCACGCUCUGCUGCAGAUCCAACUGAGAGGAGCGGAGCCAAGAGGGGCGUGUCAGAAAGUGCAUGGCCGGAUGUGGUUCGUGGACUUGGCCGGCAGUGAGCGAGCGUCUGACUCCAGAGACUCUGACAGACGCAGCCGAGUGGAGGGAGCAGAGAUCAACCAGAGCCUACUCGCGUUAAAGGAGUGCAUCCGCUCUCUAGACCAGGAGCAGGGCCACACACCCUUCAGACAGAGCAAACUCACCCAGGUGCUGAAGGACUCGUUCAUCGGAGACUCCCUGACCUGUAUGAUCGCGAACAUCUCCCCCGGUCACUGCUCCACAGAACACACCCUGAACACGCUCCGAUACGCCGACCGUGUGAAGGAGCUGAAAGGCCAGAGGGGGCAGCAGAGAGCCAGACGAGGUAAAAACACCUCCACCCCAAAACAAAACCUGUCCCAGAGCAGUGGUGCCAGCAGGGGGCGUUACAGAGGCUCCAGUCCGCCCAAGAAACCAAGGACCACCACCUCCAAUGCCCCGCCAACGCCGUCACCCGUAAGAACCCACGAGGACAGCACGUUCCUCUGCUCUACACCCAAGAAACACCAACACAACCAGGACAGGAGGGGGAGGUUUACCUGGAUCUCACCCGUUCAGAUUCCACGAAGAACGAGCCGUGAAGAGGGCGAACACAGGGCAGAGAAACUACGUAACCAGGCAUCAAAUCAACCACAAAAUCUUGAAUUUAGUCCGAGAAAGAUGGCACCGCAAAGCCAAAAAAGUUACGAAUGGAACGAUUCAAGUAAACGUUUCGAAGACCAAGAGAAGAGGAGGCAUCUUAAACUCUAUCACCAACAGUUACAACAAUUUGAUCCACUUUUGACGUCUUCUGAUCUGCUCUCUCAAAACACAUCCACUGACUCCCCGAAAGAGAAUUCACAUGUUACCGAAAACAUGCUCGCGUCUUCAGUGGCCAUGGAAGACAUUUUGGGCCAGUUUAAAGCUCGUAUCAACCGAGUGCAGCCACAUGAGCCUGAUUCUGAGGUGAAUGCAGUGUUUGACAAAGAUUUGGUUGACAAAACAGAUGCGAUACUGAGAAAAAAUAGGACAAAACAGGCAAAAACAGCUCAAAAUAGCGGCGCGAAAAGUGCUUGGGUGUCGGACAAUGAAGCGAUCUCAGGAAUUUGUUUAAAUGUAGGCGAAAGUAUUAACAAUCGUACCCCAAGACAAGGAUUUACGGUUGAACUGUGCGACCCGCGAGCCCCGGCAGAGCGCCCCCUGUCUCCUGCAGCGGAGAAGAGCAACUCGCUUUUGACGCUUUCUGAUUUGAACUCUUCCAAAAUGAUACCAAAUAGUCCCAAGUCCAAUGAAGGCAACCAGCGUAAUGAAUGUACAGAAAAGCAUGGCGCGUUAUUUCAAAUGGUGGAAGAAAUGCGAAGUGUAGAAAUGGACCCUCUGUGGUUGUCCACGUUGGAGAAGCCAGCUUCAGUUUUGCAUCUCCAACAAAAACCAACCACUUCAGAUAGGGACCUAGAAACGUCUUUACCUGUGUGCAGCACGGUGUGGGAGCCAGAAGAGGGCGCUGACGAGUGCUACCUGGAGGUGCCUCAAGCAGUAGGUUCCUCUAUGAUUCCUUGGGCCAUACGGUUCCACUCACAACAACAAGGGGGCGCCAUCCAGCCAGCCGCGCCCACAGCUCAGCCCGUCUCUGCUGUAGGUGAUGCGGUCUUUAAUAAAAGCUCCGCUCUCACACGCAACAGUCCCCACGUUCACCACAACAACAACAACAGCAGCGUGACCUCCUGCCCCCUGAGCCAGAACGGCACAGUGCCACCGCCUGGUCACUGCGAGAACAGCAGCUCUGAGGUCCCACCGUCUGAGAGAGGAGAAGAGAGAAGAGAGAACAAAAGCACAUCUGAGGAGUGGAUGAGAGGAAACCAGCUCGUCGUCCAGGCUCAUUUAGAGACGCGCAAACAGAUGGAGCUUCUGUCCCACAGAGAAGGGACUCUCCUGGUGCAGCAGCCUCAGAUGGCUUUUGUGGAGUACGUGCAGCAGCUGGAGCAGAUCAUGAUGAGAAAGGCUCUGUGUGUGCGGACUCUGAUCUCACAUCUACAAACUUACCUCAAGACCAGCCACACUGAGCAAAACGCAGUUGUAGGGAAUUAAAAGGAUCAACCCAGCAAUGCAGAAUCCAUUCUAAUAGUAGGGAUGAGCAAUUUUUUUCUGAUAAACAUUGCAGUUGUGAUAAGAUUUGUGAUUUAUAUUUUAAUAAUAGGAUUCUGAACUGACAAACUAAUACAAGAAUCACAUUUCAGAACAGAUUUGUACAGAUCUAAACUACAGGGUUAGCAGUUUUUUACGCAGAAUAACACAGAAUUAGUUGUUUGUGGAGGAAAUGAUGGUACUAAAAAUUGCGGCCAUUGUGAAUUGUUGAUUGCGUCUAUUCAAAUAAUGAUUUCGCCCUAUUAUAUCGUGACGAGAUGUGUGAACAGUAGCCAGAGGUUGUAUGCAGGGGCGUUGGACUGGAGGGGUAAAAAGUACAGUUUGCCCAGUUUGCGGGGACGGGCCUUUCACUAAAUUUGUAGGCCCACACAGAUGAUAUGUUCUCACUCAGGGGCGAGUAAUUUAUUUAUUUAACCAGUCGCUGCUAUUUAGUAAUCACACAUGUAAUGAGCCACUAACGGGGUUAACUGGUAUAUUAAGCUUUUCUCAAAUCCCGUAGGAAGAAGGACAAUAACGUCUUUCCC
This is a messenger RNA of Boleophthalmus pectinirostris (great blue-spotted mudskipper), 3677 nucleotides long. RefSeq lists its product as uncharacterized. NCBI's taxonomy places the organism in Eukaryota, Metazoa, Chordata, Actinopteri, Gobiiformes, Gobiidae. Bases 202 to 3096 code for a protein of 964 amino acids. Gene Ontology annotation, molecular function: microtubule motor activity; ATP binding; microtubule binding. The record is from RefSeq and is a predicted model, not a curated record. Gene Ontology annotation, biological process: microtubule-based movement. The transcript is spliced from 14 exons.